CACGCCAGUACAAGUACCAGCUCGCAUGACUAAAGGAAGUUCUGAUAAAGACAAUGGAUACGAAAACAUCAGAUAAUCGUAGUUUGGAUCGGAAUUGAGUGAUGACAUGUUUGAGGAGGACAUCUACAUGACACAUAGAAGUUUGUCAAUCUGUUGUCAAGACUCCGACUACAAUUGCACCAUAUGAAAAUUUUGGCGAGAGAAAUGAAAAACAGACGUACUGGUUAAUGGCCGACUGUUGUCGAUGUGGUCCGAAGAACUCUAUUUAUUGAAAGUCCUGAAAGACUAGGCUCCGGAAACAGUUUUUGCAAUCAGAAGAUCCCUGGAAUUCCUUAGAACACUCGCUCCACAUGCAAAUUGUCGUCGUUUUGAAGGAGUCAUUAUUGGAAAACGGGAACACUCGUGGUGGAUCUCUUCGAAAUUGCAUUGCCGCGGUGGGUUUAAUGAAAAAUAUCGGAAGUGCAUACUACACUGGGUCAUUUUGUAGACUUGUUGGUGGGCAUUUAGGGGGGGGGGCGGCUUCCUCCGAGCCUGCUGUGCCUACCUAA
Messenger RNA from Caenorhabditis elegans, 548 nucleotides. NCBI's taxonomy places the organism in Eukaryota, Metazoa, Nematoda, Chromadorea, Rhabditida, Rhabditidae. The record is from the annotation of a RefSeq genome assembly.